AAAAAAAAAGCGCCAUUUAUGCCACAUCAGAAGGAAAUGCCUCGUAGACAUCCAGGGGAGGUAUCUUGUGGAUGGCCGGGGGUGAGGGUCUGGGGUUCGGGGGAGAGGGCCGGGCUGCAGACAAACAUCUGGCGGGCCUCAGCAUACAGUUGCACUUCAAGCCCUGAAUCAGCUCAGCUGGGAGCAGGUGCAGAUGCCCACGGACCAAGGAAUGAGCCUGGGAAGCAGAGCGAGGGGAGGAAAACCAGGGUUGGGGCAAGGGGGGCCCUCCUGGAGGCUGAGGGCACAAAGCACUGCCAGGCGCAGGAAGCAGUGGGCCAGGGGAGAUAAGGCCUCUGUGAUGGGAAUUUUUUAAAAAUUUCUUCUCCAGCUUGUCUUUUGUCUUUGUUUAUGGUGUUUUAUCUUCUUAACAAUGUGCAUUUCUCUAUGCCUCAGUAACAGUCUGGGUUCUGUCGGGCCUCUGGCUCCAAGCCCCGGUCCAGGGUUACGUGGGCCCACGCGGAGCCUUUGGGUGCCCCCAGCAGGGGUGCGCGCCUCAGGGGAGGGCGUGAGCCCAGGUGGAGCGGUCAGGCCAGGGUGCCUGAGCCGAGGGAGGACACUGGGGUCAGAGGCCCCACGGGGUGGGGGAGGGGAGCAGAUGUCCACCUCCUUUGGGCCUCUGUUUCCCCAUUUGUAACUGGGGUUUAAAUUCUGGUUUCUUUGAGGUGCUGGGGAGAAUUUCUGGGUGGGAGGGGAGAGGCCACCUCCAGUGGGCUGUGCGGGGCCAGCCUGAGGACAGGGUCAUUUCCCUGACCCAGGCCAGUGUGAGAAGCACCUCAGAGCCAAAGGGCCCACCUCUUGCUGCCCAUGGAUAGAUGUGGGAUCUGAGGCCGGAGAGCUUCCCCAUAGACACAGGGGCCCUGGGAGGGACUGUGGGACCCAUCAGCCCACACCCCGAGCCCUGAGAGCAGGACAGGAGCCUGGGGUCACCUAAAAUAGUCCAGUCUUUUUUUAAUAAUCUUUAUGUAUUGAAAUAUAGUUUAUAUAUAAUAUCAUACUGGUUUCAGAUGAACAACUUACUGAUUCACCAAUCAUAUACAUUAUUAAAUGCUCACCCUGAUAAGUGCAGUUUGAAGAAGUCCAGUCUUAAAGGGGUUGGAGGCCAGUGUGUCCCCAGUGAGACAGGGAGUGGAGGAUACAUAGGGCUGGGUUCCCGGGGCUGCUGAGAGGGACCCGGGGGCUGGCCGAGGCCUGGUUCUGCCUGUUGCAGAUGAACCUGGGCUGCUGACCUGGAAAUAACGGCAGCAGAAACCGUGCAAACUGAGGAGCAGCCUGUACAUAUGGGGAGGUAUAAAUGGCGUCACAAUUUGCAGUGCAGAGAGUUGUGCACCUGUGAGCAGCUGGAUGCAAGGGGGCAGCCCGGUGUGGUCUCCCACCUAACCCGUGGCUGGUGGCUGGUGGGCCAGUCAUCUGUCACCAUUCCCCUGGGAAUGCCAGGUUGGGGGCUGGGGCCGGGUCCCCCACGCUGUGCCAUGUUCCCUAGAGCCAUCCUCCAGCGGCACGGCUCAUCCGUGGAUGCUGCCAUCGCAGCGCUGGUCUGCACCGGGGCUGUCAACCCUCAGAGCAUGGGCCUGGGCGGAGGCGUCAUCUUCACCAUCUUCAACGUGACCACAGGGAAGGUGGAGGUCAUCAAUGCCAGGGAGACGGUGCCCAACAGCUAUGUCCCGGGUCUGCUGGAGCAGUGCGAGCAGGCCCAGCCACUGGGCACAGGGGCCCAGUGGGUCGGGGUGCCCGGGGAGCUCCGUGGCUACGCCGAGGCCCACCGCCGCCACGGCCGCCUGCCCUGGGCACAGCUGUUCCAGCCCACCAUCGCACUGCUCCGAGGGGGCUACCACAUGCCCCCCAUCCUCAGUCACUUCCUGCAGAAUGACCUCCUGCGGCCUUCCUUGUAUAAGUCGUCCUUGAGGCAGCUCUUCUUCAAUGGGACAGAACCCCUGAGGCCUCAGGACCCAUUCCCUUGGCCCGCGCUGGCCACGACCCUGGAGACUGUGGCCACGGAGGGCGCAGAGGCCUUCUACAGAGGGAGGCUGGGCCAGACACUGCUGGACGACAUUGCCAGGGAAGGCAGCCGGCUGACCCUGCAGGACCUGGCAUCGUUCCAGCCACAAGUGGUGGAUGCCCUGGCGGUGCCCCUGGGAGACUAUACCCUGUACUCACCACCACCGCCCGCGGGGGGCGCAAUUCUCAGCUUCAUCCUCAAUGUCCUCAAAGGGUUCAACUUCUCCUCCGAGUCGGUGGCCAGGCCAGAGGGGAGCGUGAACUUGUACCAUCACCUUGUGGAGACGCUCAAGUUUGCUGGGGGACAGAGGUGGCGACUGUGGGACCCUCGCAGCCACCUGGAAGUGCAGAACGCCUCCCAGGACCUGCUGGGGGAGGCUCUAGCCCAGCACAUCCGCCAGCAGAUCGAUGCCCGGGGUGACCACCAGCUUAGCCACUACAACCUGGCUGGGGCCGGGGGCCCCAGGAUGGGCACAGCGCACGUGUCCGUGCUGGGGGAGGACGGCAGCGCUGUGGCCGCCACCAGCACCAUCAACACGCCCUUCGGCGCGAUGGUGUACUCACCGCACACAGGCAUCCUCCUCAACAACGAGCUCCUGGACCUGUGCUGGAGGCAGCGGCCGGGCUCUGGAGUCGCCCCGCCCCCCGUUCCAGGUGAGCGGCCCCCAUCAUCCAUGGUCCCCUCCAUCCUGGUCAAUGCAGCCCAGGGGUCGAAGCUGGUGAUUGGUGGGGCUGGAGGGGAGCUCAUCACCUCUGCUGUGGCCCAGGCCAUUAUAAACAAGCUGUGGCUUGGCUUUGACCUGCGAGCAGCCAUUGUAGCCCCCAUCCUGCAUGUCGACGACAAGGGCCAGGUGGAAUACGAGCCCGGCUUCAGCCAGGAGGUACAGAAGGGGCUCCAGGCCCGGGGCCAGAACCAGACCAGGAGGCUCUUCUUCCUGAACGUGGUCCAGGCCGUGUCCCAGGAGGGGGCCUGUGUGCAUGCUGUGGCUGACCCCAGGAAGGGCGGCGAGGCCUCCGGCUACUGAGGAGCGCGCCCGAGGGCCGGGGCUGGCCGCCAGCACGUGUCCAGGCUAGCUUUGGCCAUGAAAUGAGGGUCUGGACCCUUUGCUGAGGGCCCCCCCACCCGCUCUGUAGACCCUUGAGUCCACAAUUAAAGAGGAGGCUGCAGCACAGCCUGCUUAGGGGGCUGGGUGGGGGAAGGGGCAGCACAAGCCCGCAGCCCUGAGGUCCUGCCCAGGGACCCGCCGCGGCCGGGGGACAGCAGGCUGGCCAGGGGCUGCGCCCCCACUGCUUCUUUGGCUUGGCUGCGUGGGGCUCACCCGUGGGUGGGGAGGCAGGGGUGUGGCUUGGGGGCCCCUGCCCCUGACUCACAGGGUGCUUGGCUGAGGCCUGUCUCUGGGCCUCGUCCUCCAGGCUAGGAGAAGGUUGGAUGAGGGGGCACCUCAGCCCCCAGCCCCAACAACAGCCAUGUUCUCGCUGUUGACCUUUGGAGUGGAACACCCAUUGCUGGGGAGCUCCUGCUGUCCUCCCCCUGCAGGGUGCUAAGCAGCAUCUCUGGCCUCUACCUGCGAGAUGCAGCAGCCACCAUCCCCCCGCCCCCCGCCAGCAGCCACAGCACCCCAAGAUGAGAACCACUGCUCUGGACCGACGAGCCUCCAACCGCUGUGACGGGCUCUGCCAGCUCCUGCGUGGGCCACCCUCCCUGGGCAGACCCCUCUGGACUGGCCUGGGCGUCCUCGUCCACACUGGUUCCUGGGAGCAUCUGCUGUUCCCCAGACGUUCAGUGUCACAACAUCAGGAUUCUGGGAGAAAGAUCCAGAAACAUUCCCACUGCACAUGAUGCUCCCUGACGGCUCGGCAGCCCCCGGAGGGCUACGCCUGGGGGCGCUCGGCCUUCACCUUCUGACGCCAGCACUUCUCAGCGAGCUACUGUGGACUGUCUCAUAUUGUAGCUUUUAGAGAAGAGAGGAGCGCCGCUUAGCCAAGAACAUCGUGGCUCGUAAAAUACACGUGGCCGGGUACUGCCUUCCAUUCAACUAUUUUAAGUUUGUUUUCUCACACUGAGUGCCUGCUGCUCCCAAAUAUGCAAGAAUAACUUUUACACUUCCCUCCUCCAACACUUGUUGAUUGGCUUUGCAGAAAUAAAGGUUUAAAAUAAAAUUAAAAACGAAAAUUGAAAUAGUGAA
This is a messenger RNA of Manis pentadactyla (Chinese pangolin), 4223 nucleotides long. It is a transcript of the gene GGT5, whose product is annotated as gamma-glutamyltransferase 5. Gene Ontology annotation, molecular function: glutathione gamma-glutamate hydrolase. Gene Ontology annotation, biological process: glutathione catabolic process. The transcript is spliced from 11 exons. The coding region runs from base 1320 to 3062 and encodes 580 amino acids. NCBI's taxonomy places the organism in Eukaryota, Metazoa, Chordata, Mammalia, Pholidota, Manidae. The record is from RefSeq and is a predicted model, not a curated record.